AUGAUCUCUCUAUCAGAAGUCCAAGCCUCAAAUGCCCAAAUCGCUAAGAUCUUCCCUCCAGGCCUCGUUGCCGUCUUCGUAGGCGCAACAAACGGCAUCGGCGAAGCAGCUCUGAAAGAAUUCGCUCUCUCAGCCCGCUCCCCACGCGCCUACUUCAUCGGCCGCUCCGAAGAAGCAGCCGGCCGCAUCAAAACCGAAUGCCGACAACUGAAUCCCGAAGGAGAAUUCAUCUUCAUAAAGGCGGACAUCAGUCUAAUCCGAAAUGUUGACCUUGUCACCCGCGAAAUCCAAUCUAAAGAAAAGAGUAUCAAUCUCCUCUUCCUUAGCUGUGGGACUCUGCGUUCUGGUAAAGACACCACCGAAGGCCUCCACACCAUCCUAGCAGCCGCCUACUACGCCCGCACACGGUUCAUCCUCAAUCUCCUACCAGAACUAAAGUGCGCAACCCACCUACGCCGAGUCGUCACCGUGCUAGCGGGUACACACGAAGGCGCCAUCGACGAAACCGACUUCCAAGUCAGGAAGAUGUCGAUGCUCAAGGGACGAGGGCAGACAGUUUCCAUGACCGACUUUGCGCUGGAGACGCUGGCCGAGAAAGCGCCGGAAGUCAGUUUCGUGCACGAUUACCCCGGUGUCGUGAAGACGGGGAUUACGCGGGAGGUUAGCUCGCCGAUUGCGCGGGUUCUGUUCCGAGUCGUGAGCGUUAUCGGGCCGCUGGUUUAUAUACCUAUUCGAGAGUCCGGGGAGAGGCAUUUGUUCUUUGCCACUAGUGCGGUUUAUCCGCCCCGUGCUGGUGAUGCGGUUGGUGUGAAGAUCGUUGGAGGGGAGGUUGUGAGGGGCACGGAUGGGGUUGUUGGGAGUGGGGUUUAUAGUGUGGGUGAGAAGGGGGAGGCUGCUGGGAAGGGGGCUGUGAAGGUGUUGGAUGGGCUGAGGGGGAUGGGGAUGAAGGAGAAGGUUUGGGGGCAUACUCUUGGGGAGUUUGGGAGGAUUGUUGGGUCCAGGGGGAGUAGAUUGAGGUUCCAGUUGAGUUGUUGA
Molecule: messenger RNA, 1035 nt
Organism: Penicillium bovifimosum
Lineage: Eukaryota; Fungi; Ascomycota; Eurotiomycetes; Eurotiales; Aspergillaceae
Exons: 2
Coding region: 1-1035 (344 amino acids)
Biological process (GO): secondary metabolic process
Source: RefSeq, a predicted model, not a curated record